UCUACACUAUCCUCCACUGACACGGUUCCUCUAAUACACUGAAAAUGAGAGCGAAGCAAAUGCCGUCGUCGAUCUUAACGAGAUCCAAAUCCCCAGUUAUUCUCUUAUUCGCCGUCAUUAUCCUCGCUCUCUCUUUCUUCUUCUUCUUCCUCUUUUCUCCCUCCUCCACAACCACCGCCGCCGUCACCGUUCCCUAUCGGCAUCCGUCUGUACGACCCGAAACCUCGUUCGUCGCCUCCCUCGAGCACUUCCUUGCUCACAAGGCUCCCAAAAUCCCCGCCUCUUCCGACGAUACGGUGGGUUCCGUGAUCGAUCGUGACGUCAGGAGGCUCGACGAGAGGAAGUUCGUCAAGGAAAUGGAGUGGUUGCGUGGCGAUCCGUACUACCCGAUGUCCAUGCCGGUUAGGGUUUACGUUUACGAAAUGCCGAGCAAGUUCACCUACGAUUUGCUUUGGUUGUUUCGGAAUACUUAUCGAGAAACUUCUAAUAUUACUUCCAAUGGCAGCCCCGUUCACCGUUUAAUCGAACAACAUUCUAUUGAUUAUUGGCUUUGGGCGGAUUUGAUUGCUCCUGAAUCCGAAAGGCUAUUGAAGAAUGUUGUGAGAGUUGUUAAGCAGGAGGAGGCGGAUUUAUUUUAUGUGCCGUUUUUCACCACGAUUAGCUUUUUCUUAUUGGAGAAACAACAAUGCAAGGCGUUAUAUAGGGAAGCCCUGAAAUGGGUGACAGAUCAACCUGCAUGGAAACGAUCUGAAGGAAGGGAUCACAUAUUUCCCAUUCAUCAUCCGUGGUCCUUUAAGUCAGUUCGCAGAUAUGUGAAAAAUGCAAUUUGGCUUUUACCAGACAUGGACUCCACAGGGAAUUGGUACAAACCGGGGCAAGUUUCACUGGAGAAGGACCUCAUUCUCCCUUAUGUACCAAAUGUUGAUUUAUGUGAUGCAAAAUGCUUAUUGGAAAGUGAAUCAAAGAGAACAACACUGCUUUUCUUCCGCGGACGACUUAAAAGAAAUGCUGGAGGAAAGAUACGUGCUAAAAUUGGUGCAGAACUAACAGGUGCCAAGGAUGUAGUCAUAGAGGAGGGAACUGCUGGGGAGGGAGGAAAAGCUGCUGCUCAGAAGGGGAUGCGCAGGUCUAUAUUUUGUUUAAGUCCAGCUGGUGACACUCCCUCCUCUGCUAGAUUGUUUGAUGCUAUUGUCAGUGGGUGUAUACCUGUUAUUAUUAGUGAUGAAUUGGAGCUCCCUUUUGAAGGAAUACUUGAUUAUAGGAAGAUGGCUGUAUUUAUUUCUUCAACUGAUGCUGUGCAACCUGGUUGGAUUCUAAGAUACUUAAAGAGCAUUAGUUCUACUCAGAUAAGAGAAAUGAGGAGGAACCUUGCCGAGUACUCAAGGCAUUUCGUGUACUCUAAUCCAGCUCAACCCUUGGGUCCGGAAGAUCUAGUUUGGCGAAUGAUGGCUGGUAAAUUGGUGAACAUCAAGCUUCAUACUCGGAGAUCCCAGCGCGUGGUUAAAGAAUCAAGAAGUGUCUGCACUUGCGAUUGCAGGCGAUCCAACAGUACCCAUUCCAAUCCUAUCAAUUGAUUGAUCUCAUUUUGUGGCUGUUGUUAGUAUCAUGAAGAAUUCAUGAUUCCCUGAGUUUGCAAGAACACCUUUUUGAUUACCCAAAGUAACAUUUUGGCUUUUGUUCAUUGCAAAUUGUUGCACGAAUAGAGGGAUGAAUAUAUAUACAAUAUAUAUGCAUGUGAUUAAGUCAUUCAUUGAAAUAUCAUAGUUGUACUUAAAAAUCAAUCAUUUUCAUAUUGGUAUCACUAAUUAUAAUACAAUACUAAUGAUUUUGAAUGUCA
Messenger RNA from Gossypium raimondii (Peruvian cotton), 1837 nucleotides. Its product is annotated as probable arabinosyltransferase ARAD1. Gene Ontology annotation, molecular function: glycosyltransferase activity. The record is from RefSeq and is a predicted model, not a curated record. NCBI's taxonomy places the organism in Eukaryota, Viridiplantae, Streptophyta, Magnoliopsida, Malvales, Malvaceae. The coding region runs from base 45 to 1574 and encodes 509 amino acids. The transcript has 9 exons.